GAUAGCAUCAACUACUUCAUCCAACCACACUCACUCGCCUACCAAGUGUUCCAUUGUUGGGAACAAGCUAUGUGAAUACAAUUACGAGCCGCAAAUUUGCAUAGGUUGGAUUGGACAGUGGAAGAGACCAGAAGAAGGGUUAUUUCGCAUCUUGUUCCAGCUCGAAUCGCUGCUUUGAUAUUUUUUCGCCCUCGUUAAAUCCGUGUGUGCAUAAUAUUUAAUAUACGUAUAUCACCAGAUAUAGCCCUCGUAUUCUUAUGAUUUGCAAAUUUCGCAUUAUUCGUUAAGCCAGCUACAUAGGUUUGUUCCAUACGUGGUAGAUCCCAUUGUGUCAUGUUCACGAUCACGAUCGCAUUAAUCAAAUCUAACUAAGCUUCAAAUUGACCAACCAUGCUGAAAUUGGCGAAUUUGUGUAAGCCACUUGAAUAAGUGUACUCUACAAACUACUUGAAAAUUUAAAAUUAAUCUUAUGUGUUGGCGUUGACAAAUACAUAUGUGCAGUUUAAUGCAGAUUUAAUUUUGCAAUGACAUAGUAGUAUAAAUUCAUAGUGAAAUCCAAGUAAAAGUGCCAAGUUGUUUGCGUAUGCAUUUAUUAUGGGACAAGGAUAAUGAGUGGAUUGCAAUGAAAUGAAUUGGAGGCUCACAUAAACAGGCUCUUAUGGCGAAACCAUGAAAUCUUGAAAAGUACUAAGAUAGAAGAGGACAAUAGCGUUGCAGCGGCCACAUUAUUACAUCACCACAAUUGCAUAAUAUACUUCCAAGCCGUCGAUGGACUUGUUUCAACGUGCAUGUAUUACUGUAACAUAAUCUCCCAUUAGUCUUGAACUUGGUGUGGUGCACAAGUGCGACUGCAGUUUGUGGUCCACAAUUCCAGUGACAUUUUAACCCUCUCGGGCUUUAGUGGUGGUCUCUACAUAAACUCGUUCAGUACUUUAAUUGCUAUUAUGCAGUGUUAUUUGUCGUUGGCCUUUAUGGUGCACUUGAUGGUUGAAAAUAAUACUUUUUGUGUUGCAAUAAAAUCGUGAAGAGUGCACUUUGAGAUUUAUGUCGAGUGGUGUCCUUUCCCUGGUCAUUUGGUAAGAAAAUACAAAAGGAAGGAACGUAAUAUUAUUACCAUUAUGAGGAAAAUAAUGGGCGGAAGAAAUGAUGAGGAAGAGCACACUUUGGUGACAAUGUGGGAAGAUUCUUGUCCGCCACAAAGGAGAACCAGUUUUAUUGGCAACAUCAACUCAGAUAUUUCAAUGUCACCCGACAUGACAAUGAAAGGGGAUAAAUCCUCUUUGUCACCUUAUCUCGGAGAGAAGAGGAGACAAUAUUCCCUGAGGAACUUGACAGUGCUGUGCUUGGCUGCUAUCUUUUGUGCAGAGACCGUUGGUGGGGACAUGGUGUAUGUACGAUCAGGCGACUUUGGACAGUUGGUGACAUCAAGUACGGCAAGGUGGUCAAAAGGGACAGCUAAGGAUCCGCUUAUGCUAAAAAAACCGAAUGAAGGACAAGACGACGCUUGGCAAGCGAGUUGGUCAAAAGGGACAGCCAAGGAUCCGCUGAAAAAACUGAAUGGACCAGGCGUCGUUUGCCGAGUUUAUCACACGACUCUCCGUGGAGUCGGAUUAGUCUCGGAUGGAACAGAGGGUAGUAUUUGCAACAUUGACACACAGGAAGGUUCACAAGGUUCUGACAAAUAUCAAACAAUUUCACAAAGCGCUUCCCGACUCGUAUGGUCCUUGUGGAAGCGGCCCAAUCCUCCUCCCACUGGCGCAGUUGCUGUGUCGGUCAAACCUCAGAAAUUUCUCGCAGCCGACUUGAACUACACGGUGAUCGGUUAUUUAGACCCAACCCUUAAUCUCGGGUCUGCAAUAUUUCCCCACCAACCAACGCCUUCUGGAUCAUGUCUCGUUUUGACGGAAAUUGAGCCUGUGAGAUACGAGCUGAGUGACAUACAGCUCAAGAGGAAUAAAGGGUUCAUUGAGGAGGAUAUCGUUCUGGCGAUUGGAAAAUUGCAGAACAAUUAUUACGAUGAAUCAAGAGACAGGAAACGAGGCAAAGUGGAGAGCGUUUUGUCAUUUGAAACGAAUUCGUUCGAUUAUUUUGGACAAGGUUAUCUGAUGGCCAAAGGUCUUCAUACCGUUAUUCAUCUGCCAGAAUCCACGAAAACGCUAGAAUGGGGAAUUCCGUUCACGCAAGCUGGAAAAACGGAAACAAUGACGGCCGUGGCAGAUCUUUAUCCGGGAACAGCCAUAAACGUAACACUGCAUGGGACGCGGCUUAACGGAGAAAUGAGCUAUUGGGCCACAUUGAAAACUUACUUUAAAGACGGAACUUUCUCCACCCGACUUAUGGACAACCACAGGAAGGUCAUUGAGAUUCAAGACAUUCGUCUUGAACAUAGCAAACCUUAUUUCCUGGCGAACAACUCUGUGGUCCCAGAGCCCACAACAACGACCACAACAACGUCGACUUCUACCACCACACCCGUUCCCUACGAGGACGAGGAUUUUUUGGAUGGGGGGACCGAGGGUGGAAACGCCUUGCCCGUUGAGAGCAGUCCGCACAACAACAUCCAAGCGGAUCAAAGUCUUCAUUUGAUGGCUGAUUCAGCCGCCGCAGCUUCCGUGGCUCUAAGUCAUUUCACAUCCGCUUUUUUCCUCUUGGGAUUUACCUUAUAUUUGAGCAACAUCCUCACCAUCUUUGUCUAGAAAAUGCUGCCACAUUUAUAUUAUUCCUACAUGUAUGCUGAGGACGGAAGGAAAAGAAUACGAAUCGUCAUUGUCAUCAUUCAUAAGUUAACGUGCUAAUAAUAUCCCUACAAAUAUUUUCCUUAUCUUGAGCAUCGUGCUAAACAUUUCCUGUUCGUUUGAAGGCAUUUAAGAGUAAGCAAUUACAAACUACACAUGUGCAUAUACGUACGUAUAUAUAUACGAUAAAGAAUCUCUAUGAUUUGUGACUAUGUAUGAUCCAAAUGUUAUUAUUUUGUAGCUACAAAUCAGAUACAUUAUUAUAUGAGCAGGAUGACAUAGUUUAUUUUUGACGAUAAAAUAUCCUCUCAUGUCGUAGAGUUAGAAAUUAAUUAAACCACACACAAAGUAUAAUAACUAAUGGUAGUUCACAAACGGCGGCUGAAGAUGAAAUAAAAUAAAGGAAGCAACCCCAACCCCACCAUAAAUCACUUAUGGACAGAGCCAUAUAUAGCUCCUUCUUAAACCAACAGCAUUAUAGAAGUAGUGUAACAACUGGCAUCUCUCUAUUGUAUAUUCUUUUGCUGUAAUAAAACGUGUAAUUAAAUUGUAAUAUAUUUCGCAACAACAACUAAA
Messenger RNA from Folsomia candida, 3311 nucleotides. RefSeq names its product protein unzipped (gene uzip). The transcript has 11 exons. The record is from RefSeq and is a predicted model, not a curated record. The coding region runs from base 1119 to 2696 and encodes 525 amino acids. NCBI's taxonomy places the organism in Eukaryota, Metazoa, Arthropoda, Collembola, Entomobryomorpha, Isotomidae.